AUGGUGGAGGCCAUGGCAGAGGACAUGAACGUUCCUCUUCUGGAAGAAGACCACCUCGUUGUCAAAUAUGUUGCGAGGAGGGGCAUUUCGCAGACCGUUGCCAGCAAUGCUAAGAGCGCCAUGGUCCAACCUCAGAAGCUCAGCAACAACUCCUCAUUUCUUGACAACUUUACUCGUAAGCUCAAUUCUGAGUUCGCUACUAAGGAUCUAGGCUCUCUUAGCUACUUCCUUAGUCUUGAAGCUACAUCUACUACUGAUGACCCUACACUUCACAGAUCUCUUGUGGGUGCUCUCCAAUACUUGACCAUUACCCAUCAUGAUAUUGCUCAUGCUGUCAAUUCCGUCAGUCAAUUUCUACACUCUCCAAUUGAAGCUCACUUUCAGGCUAUCAAGCGCAUUCUUCUCUAUGCAGGAUGUCCUUAUCCUCGUCGCUCUACGUCGGGCUAUUCUAUUUAUCUUGGUGGAAAUUUGGUCUCUUGGAGCGCCAAGAAGCAACCCACAGUUUCUCGAUCCAAUUAUGAAUCUGAAUAUCGCGCCCUGGCCCUCGCUGCCUUUGAAAUUCUCUAG
Carya illinoinensis is the source of this 567-nucleotide messenger RNA. RefSeq lists its product as uncharacterized. The transcript is spliced from 4 exons. The record is from RefSeq and is a predicted model, not a curated record. Lineage: Eukaryota; Viridiplantae; Streptophyta; Magnoliopsida; Fagales; Juglandaceae. The coding region runs from base 1 to 567 and encodes 188 amino acids.